Molecule: messenger RNA, 1343 nt
Organism: Artibeus jamaicensis (Jamaican fruit-eating bat)
Lineage: Eukaryota; Metazoa; Chordata; Mammalia; Chiroptera; Phyllostomidae
Gene: PHLDA3
Product: pleckstrin homology like domain family A member 3
Exons: 2
Coding region: 303-680 (125 amino acids)
Biological process (GO): intrinsic apoptotic signaling pathway in response to DNA damage by p53 class mediator; negative regulation of phosphatidylinositol 3-kinase/protein kinase B signal transduction; positive regulation of apoptotic process
Cellular component (GO): plasma membrane
Molecular function (GO): phosphatidylinositol phosphate binding
Source: RefSeq, a predicted model, not a curated record
GGGAGGGCCAGUGAGGCAGGAAUGCGCCGCGCAGGAGGCAGCGGCGGGACAAGUAAGGGCAAGUCCCCGGAGCUACCGCCCUGCGCGCAGACAGAGCCCAGGCGAGCCAGCGAACGGGCAGGGGCGCGAGCGAGGCUGGGCGCACGGGGCAAAGGCGGCGGGCCGCUGCGGCCGAAGCGGGCGCGGGGUGACCAAGCGGACGCCGGGGCGCGCGCACCAGCGGUCGGGGCGCGGGCAGUCAGGGCGCACCGCGCGCGCGACCCGCAGCUGCGUCCCCGGGCCCGGGCCCGGGCCCCGGCCCCAUGACGGCGGCGGCGACGGUGCUGAAGGAGGGUGUGCUGGAGAAGCGCAGCGGCGGCCUCCUGCAGCAGUGGAAGCGGAAGCGCUGCGUGCUCACCGAACGCGGGCUGCAGCUCUUUGAGGCCAAGGGCACGGGCGGCCGGCCCAAGGAGCUCAGCUUCGCGCGCAUCAAGGCCGUGGAGUGCGUGGAGAGCACCGGCCGUCACAUCUACUUCACGCUGGUGACCGAGGGUGGCGGCGAGAUCGACUUCCGCUGUCCCCUCGAAGACCCCGGCUGGAAUGCCCAGAUCACCCUGGGCCUGGUCAAGUUCAAGAACCAGCAAGCCAUCGAGACAGUGCGUGCCAGACAGAGCCUGGGGACUGGAACCCUGGUGUCCUGAACGGCCAGGCGUAUCACCUUACCUCCCUACUCCCCACGGAGCCGGCGACCGGGGCACGUCGGCGUCCUGGCCCCCGGUGGCACUCGGGGGCUGACCGGGCUCCACCUGGAGAGGCAGAGUCACCGUCUCGAACAAGAGGCUUUGGAGCUGAAGGGUCUGACACUCUGGGCAGAAGGGCAGAAGGCCUCUCGGGGCUGAGGAUGAAGAUUCGGCCCCUGGACCCUCUCCGCCUCGGAGGAUGCGUCCCCAGCUAAGGGCCUUCCAGCCACAGGCCUGACCGAUGGACCUUGAUGGAGACCUGGGGGGACAGCCCCCACCCCAGGGCCCGGCUCCCUAUUCUGCAGACUGCUGGUCCUUGGCGUGCCGCCGCACUGGAGGGGGCCAGUGCGCUCAGCCUCAGGACACAGGGGACUGCCCCCGGACUGACCAUGGUGGGGGGAGCUGAUGGGCCUGAGGCCCACACUGGGGGGUCUCCUGCUGCUUAGGUCCCUCUGGGACCCCCGCCCCUUCAGGCCCUCUCUUUGCACACUUCCUCCCUUGCCCCACCCUUCUGCCCCCACUGGGGUGCUGGGCCUGGAGGUGGCCGGGUGGGGCGGGGGCUUUGCCGUUACCAUUUCAUGCCUGUCCCCAAAUGAAGACGCCCUGCAGGGGGCAGUGGCCACA